Messenger RNA from Fusarium mangiferae, 2304 nucleotides. RefSeq lists its product as uncharacterized. Lineage: Eukaryota; Fungi; Ascomycota; Sordariomycetes; Hypocreales; Nectriaceae. Bases 1 to 2304 code for a protein of 767 amino acids. The transcript has a single exon. The record is from RefSeq and is a predicted model, not a curated record.
AUGUUUAAGAAGGACAUCUUUCGCGCCAACGACGGCCCAAAGUCCUGCAGAGAACCGGUCCAGGCAGACUUCACUCACAGCGGAGAAGAGCUCCAUAUCCGACAGGACUUGAGCGACGAGGAACUCAAGGAGCUUAUCAGAGGUUUGCCGAGAUGGAAGUCGACCGGGCCCGAUGAAGUACCGUACGAAGCGAUGCAGCUCGGAGGCGGCAUUUUGCGGAACCAUCUUUUACGGGUGUUCCAAGUUUGCCUGCAGAUGAGCUACCACCCGGCCAACUUCAAAGAUGCGAUUCUCGUCAUGGUACGCAAGUCACCUAAGCCUGCCAACCUGCCUACCAGCUGGAGGCCCCUGGCCUUGCUGUCGUGCCUCGGCAAGAUUCUCGAGAAGAUUGUGGCUUCAAGGAUGCAAGAAGCCCUCAAGGCAAAUCCACAUCUUCUACCGGCAGGACAGUUUGGCUGGAGAACGACCUCGGAAGCCCUCGAGUAUAUGCUGGACAAGAUAUACAGUGCCUGGGCCAUGUGCAAGGUUGUUACCAUCAUGGGGCUUGACAUAAGCGGUGCUUAUGACAAUGUCUGGAGGCAGGCCCUCAUCCAGACUCUGGCUGACAAGGGCUUCCCACGAUGGAUCGUCAACAUGAUUCAGUCUUUUCUCUCCGAUCGCACAGCAUGCUUCAACUUUCCUGGCAUCGUGUCCUCGCCUUUCGAUCUCAACACGGGUGUUCCCCAGGGUUCGCCGCUCUCGCCUAUCCUUUUCCUCUUCUUCGCCGCUCCCCUUCUCCAGCGUGCAAAGACAUUCAAAAAUUACCCUGUCGAGGCGGAUGGCGAGAGGAGCAAAGUCGACCUCUUUGCAUUUGCAUUCGUUGACGACAUUUACCUCAUGGCCAUAUCAGACAACUACGCGGCCAACUGCAAAGGUCUCGAGAUGUUGCACGAGGGAGUCAUGGACACAGCAAACGAGCUGGAUCUUCGUUUCGGGGCCCAUAAGUACAACAUCAUGCACUUCAAGAAACCACAGAGCAAGAAGGGCCACAACGACGUGAUCCCAAACAUACCGGGCUUUUGCAAGAAGCCAGAACCCAACAUGAGAAUCCUCGGCGUUAUUGUCAGCAGUGAUCUUACUUGGGGAGAUCACAUUUCGAUGGUUAUUAGCAAGGUGAAGCAGAGGAUGGGGUACCUGAGUUUCAUAUCUGGGCCACACUGGGGUCCCAAUGUGAAGACAAUGCGCCUCUUCUUCAUAUCCAAGAUCCGACCCGUCUUCACAUAUGCCUGCGGAGCAUGGUUCAUCAGAAGGGAACGGGACGAAGACAGGAUCAGCUAUCAGAUCAACAACAAGCAGAUGAAGCGUCUUGAGGAUGCCUACACUUUCUGCCUUCGCAAGAUUUCCGGGGCUUUCUACCGCACUGCUCCGCAGAUUCUGGAGAAAGAGAUGUUCAUCGAGAACAUAUGGACAGUUCUCCAUUCACAGGCCACUCUACAUCGCGCCAAAUUGCUCUCCGCUCUUCCUCCAUCAUGGGUAUCAGACAAGAUCUUCAACUUCUUGAAGUCUGGGGUUCGCAACCCGUAUGAUGAUCUGAACCUUGAUGCUUGGGCAUGCAUCAUGAACCUGCACGAGUCUAUCAACUUUAACGAAAAGCCAGAUUUCCGCGAGGCAGGAUUGAGAGCCCUAGAUGAUCCAAAAGCUCGCAACAACAGACUGAGGGGUUUCAUCAAGGUUCAAGCGGCCCGAAGCUACAAAGUCAGAUGGGAGAAGUAUAUCCUACAACGAAGGGUUGAGAGAGCCAUGACACCUCGAGGGGAUAACACCGCUCAGCUACCUGCUGUCCUCCGGGAGCCUUGGGGCAAAGAGAGCCUUGGAUACUACGACAAGAACAUGACACGCGCCCAGACUACCAUUCUCCUCCACUGCCGGACCGAGUUCAUUGGACUCAAGGCUCAUCUUUCCAAGAUUGGCAUCAAGGAAGCGGGACCUGGCCGCUGUGCAUGCGGGAAGUUUCGAGAGACGCCAUUCCAUCUCUUUGUUCAGUGCGAGAGGCUCAAGGACGCACGCAAGAAGCUUGAGGAGGAACUUGGUCAUACCACCUAUCAGGACUUGCUCACCAAGGACAGCCAGGUUGCAACCCAGUGGGCCUUGAAGUACUUCGACAUUGAGCAGUUUGACUCGGUGAGGUCAAAACACACGACGUUUGAGUCGAUUCCCGGUAUCAUCUCUCCUCGACUCGGGCAGUUGGACGAUGCAGACUCCCCACCUACUCACUCACGGACUCCUUCCCAUCGCUCUGCUGGGCAGAGGAGAUGGCGUCGUUGA